Juglans microcarpa x Juglans regia is the source of this 2324-nucleotide messenger RNA. RefSeq names its product 2-carboxy-1,4-naphthoquinone phytyltransferase, chloroplastic. Bases 777 to 1988 code for a protein of 403 amino acids. The record is from RefSeq and is a predicted model, not a curated record. Gene Ontology annotation, biological process: phylloquinone biosynthetic process. The transcript is spliced from 12 exons. Gene Ontology annotation, cellular component: membrane. NCBI's taxonomy places the organism in Eukaryota, Viridiplantae, Streptophyta, Magnoliopsida, Fagales, Juglandaceae. Gene Ontology annotation, molecular function: prenyltransferase activity.
AAGAAAGGGUCCGGAAGCAAAGAUGCACGCGUCGUGAAGCAUGUGGGGCUGCAUCAAAGAUCAGGCGACGCAGGUCUUCCAACAUUCUCCUUGCUUUUCUCUUGAUACAUGGUGAACCAUGACUGCUCCGUCGAGGAGAAGAAAUCUCAGAAAAUCCAGUCUGUUCCUCCUAUUAUUUUCUAUCAAAAUUUGACGCCGAUGAGAUGAAGACUCGUCAGAAAUCAGAAUUAUGGCCGGGCGGAAGGUGGAGAUUAAUAUCAGGCUGCCGCUGCGGUGGAGGCGAGAAGUCGGUAUUUAUUUUGUCAUUCCGAUCCCUCUAUUUACAUUCCGGCUAUGAAUCAGAUCGGAGGGAAAUCUGAGAACCGGCCGAGUACCAUUAGCCAUUAGGCAAUUGACGCAAAACAGUUUAAUAAAAAAUGUUUUUAAGUAAUAAACGACAGGUCGUCAUGACGCACGGUUUAUUCUGAACAGAAAGAUGGGCGUCUGUCUAGGUGGCGACAGUUGAAUGGGUAGUAAUUCAUUUGAUAGAUUACUGUCUUGUAGAUAGACAGGAUGGGUUGAGUCAUGAGUGGACGGGGAGCUGCAUACUUUCGACUGCCCAGUCGUUUCCGGUUAUAGUUUACUCUCCUCCCAUAGAGACACCAGUAAUACAAUCCCCCUCCCCCUCUAUCUCAUCUCCCAUACGAACCAGAAGGAAGAGACUCUGAGACAAGGAGACUCGGAAACAUGACCCUAUUCUCGGUGACAGAGUAACAUUGCAAGUUGUGAAUGCAUAGAUGCGAAUGGCUGCCGCAUUCUGUAACCUAAACCCAGGGUCUGGUCUGAAGAAACUAAAUGAAUGCUUCCUGCAUCAGAGUUACAUGACAAGGUAUUAUCUGGACUCCGAACGGUCAUCAUAUUUCCUAUGCAAUGGUAGAAAACUUUUGCAUAGCACUUAUAGAAGGCAAUUAGAAGUCAGAAAAGGACACCAAUCUCAAUGGGUAUAUUUGGUGAGUAAAUCAGACUCCUCUGGCACUUGCAAUGAAGAGGAAAAAGAAGACGGUGUGUCUAGGGCAACCUUGAUAUGGAGGGCGGUUAAAUUACCAAUGUACUCUGUUGCUUUGGUUCCUCUCACUGUGGGUAGCGCAGCUGCUUAUUUUCAGACAGGCAUAUGCUCAGCUAGGCGUUUUUUUGUUCUCUUGGCUUCCUCUGUUCUUGUUAUCACAUGGCUCAAUUUAAGCAAUGAUGUUUAUGAUUUCGACACUGGAGCAGAUAAGAACAAAAAAGAAUCAGUUGUAAACCUAGUUGGCAUCCGUACAGGAACCCUAAUUGCUGCUUAUUCACUUCUUGCUCUUGGCUUCGUGGGGCUGACCUGGGCAUCUAUGGAGGCUGGAAGUAUACGUUCAAUAAUGUUACUAGCAUGCUCAAUUAUUUGUGGUUAUAUUUAUCAGAGCCCGCCAUUUCGAUUAAGCUACCAAGGAUUGGGAGAGCCCCUGUGCUUUGCAGCAUUUGGUCCAUUUGCUAGUACUGCUUUCUACCUAUUGCAAGGCAGCACAAGGAAGAUGAACCAUCUUCCCAUCAGUGGCACAAUUCUUUCUGCAUCAAUCCUAGUUGGCAUCACAACAACCCUAAUCCUUUUUUGUAGUCACUUCCAUCAGGUAGAAGGAGAUAAGGCAGUUGGAAAAAUGUCCCCUCUGGUUAGGCUUGGUACCAGAAGAGGUUCAAAGGCAGUAAAGGUGGCUGUCAUAGCACUUUAUGUCCUUGCGUUUGCUCUUGGUCUAAUCAAAGCUCUUCCUCUUACUUCCAUUCUUCUCUGUGCUUUUACAUUGCCCAUGGGAAAAGUGUUUGUUAAAUAUGUCGAAGAUAACCACAAGGACAACCAGAAGAUCUUCAUGGCCAAAUACUAUUGCGUGAGAUUUCAUGCUUUAUUCGGAGCUGCAUUGGCUGCUGGACUGGUGGUGGCUAGAAUGAUCGGUGAAAGAUAUGUUCCAAGGCUUAUACUCUUUUGAGUUUUUUCUUCAUCUUCCAUGUCUUUGGCUUUGAAAACACGAUGAUGGAGUAAAAGCUCGCAUUGUAGAUGAUGUGAUAUGAAUGAUUGUUAUCGGAUCAAGUCAGAUGUAUGCUCGCUCGAUCUGGAUUAAGCAACAAAUUCAGAGAACGAUCAAAACCUGUCCCCAACAAACGUGCUUCCUGCGUUGUUAUACUGUCUCUUGCUGUGAUUUUAGGGAAAGAAACUUUUUGUAAAAGAAUCUCUUAAGAUACCUAUAUUCUUGACUCUUGAGGCAAGUCUGUCACCAACAGACCAAAAUGUAUUUAUCCAAGUUUUGAGGAAUUGUAAUUUUAAA